Pichia membranifaciens NRRL Y-2026 is the source of this 1359-nucleotide messenger RNA. RefSeq lists its product as hypothetical. The record is from RefSeq and is a predicted model, not a curated record. Gene Ontology annotation, cellular component: alpha DNA polymerase:primase complex. Gene Ontology annotation, molecular function: DNA binding. Gene Ontology annotation, biological process: DNA replication; DNA replication initiation. NCBI's taxonomy places the organism in Eukaryota, Fungi, Ascomycota, Pichiomycetes, Pichiales, Pichiaceae. The transcript has a single exon. The annotation marks the transcript as partial.
UCAAACAAAAACAUCAAAAUUAUUGCAAAUUUCAAUCCAAAGAAAUACAAGUACAGGACUAUGAAUCUCAAGUUAUUAGAAAUUGCAGACUAUUUGGACGAAAAAAUAGACGAUGUUUCCCAAAUUGUAGCAGACAGAUAUAACUUGGAGGACACACAAUUUGCAGAUCCAACUCGUCAGUCCCAAUCUGAAAUUUACACUGUUGGUAGAAUAGUGCCAGACUCUCCAUUGGCGUCAACUUCCGAGCUAAACUUGGAAUCUUUGUUUUUGGAAACUUCAAGAUCAAACGGAUUUGGUUGUCGGGUUCAUCUAGAUUUGUCCAACGUCUCAAAAGCAUCGUUUUUUUCAGGUCAAAUAGUUGCUUUCCGAGGGAUAAACGCAACAGGUGAUACUUUCAAAGUAAUUGAGAAUUUGAAAAUCCCAUACUUAGGAUCAAUAUCGUACACUUCGGAAGAAAUUCAAAAUUUCGCAGAUAUAAUAGGGGAUGAUAACUUGAAGGUCGUUGUAGCAUCAGGUCCAUACCACUCCAAAAAAUCUCUUGACUUUACCCACUUGGAAAAUUUUGUGAACCACAUUAAUACCGUUAUCAAACCAGACGUUGUUAUCAUGCUAGGACCGUUCAUUGAUAUACAGGCUGUGCCAAAUAUACUAUCCAAUUCAUUCUUCAACACAGGUGAAGAUAUCGACGACCUAAAGAGUCUAGAUGACUUAUUUGUGUCAUUUGUUUCACCUAUACUUAGCGAUAUUAAAUGUCAGCGUGUCAUUCUGUUGCCUCAUGGCUCAGAUGUAACGAACCCUCAUACUCCAUAUCCACAAGCUCCUUUCAACAGAAAAUCUCUUUCAUUACCCAAAACAUUCAAAUGCUUUCCAAACCCUUCCCUUUUCAACAUAAACGAGCUAUCAUUUGGCGUCUCAACAGCAGAUAUCUUGAGAGACUUGAAAGACGUCACGACAAAAGAUGCAAAUUCCAACAGAAUUGAGAGAAUUGUGGAACAUGUCAUUCAGCAAAGACAAUUUUACCCUGUUAACCCCCCACCAGAUGCACCAGACGACAGAUCUUUUCAGCUUGAUACAUCCUACCUUGGCCUUUCCGAGUUCAAUGACGAGAUGCCAGAUAUUCUGAUACUCCCUUCAGUGGUGAAGUCUUUUAUCAAAGUUGUUAAAAACGUCAUGGUUAUCAAUCCUGGCUCGGUGGUGCGGCCGGAUGGUAGUAGAGGAUCUUAUGCUUUGAUGCAGGUCAAAUGCCCUGAUAUAAGUGAUAUGAAUAAAAUAGCAGGUAACACAAAAGAUGAGGAAGAAGUAACGGAAGUCUAUUUGGCAACAGCUUGGAAGCGUGCAAGAGUUGACAUUUUUAGUACG